CCAUGGAUUACUAGUAUAACUAACCCUAUCUGGAGAAGGGCACUAAAAUUACCGGAAAAGACAGUCUAUGGGGAUGUGCGUUUAAAUAUCCGCUCUUUCAUCUCACUUUCUUUUCUUUCUUUAUCAAGCAGUCUCUCUUUGACAUCCGUCGUUUUUUUCCCUUUGCAUCUUCGUUGAGUUUACACUGCUGUGCAGUAACUCUGUCCUUCAUUUGAAUCUCGAUCUCUACAAGUACAUACAAGUACAUCUCACUCUUUUCAAUCCACAAACAUACUGCCAAGUAUAAAUAAACAACAAAAUGGCCCCCAUCUUCAAGUCCCUUUUCCUCCUCGGCACCCUCGCCGCUACCUCCCUCGCCGCCCCCCUCCAAACCACCACCAACCAAAAGCGCGCCGCUAGCUCCUGCACCAAGGACGCCCCCUGCAACGGCCAAGUUACCUUCUACGAUACCGCAACCUCCGCGUCUGCCCCAAGUAGCUGUGGCUUCACCAACGAUGGCGAGACCGAGUCUGUUCUCGCGCUCCCGCACGGCAUCAUGACGGACGAAGACUGCGGCAAGACCGUGACUGUCAAGUAUGGUGGCAUUACCAAGACUGGUAAGGCGGUGGACAAGUGUAUGGGAUGCGACGAUACCUCGAUUGAUCUGUCGCGGCACUUCUUUACGGAGUUGGCAGCGUUGCUGGAGGGGAGACUUUUUGGGGUUGAGUGGUAUAUGGAGUAAGCAUUGAUCGCUUUAGCUUUGGGGUAUAUUGGGGUUUUUAUAUAUAUCUAUUCUAUUGUCAUUCUUUUGAUCCUUAAGGGUUAUCUUCGUGUCUAUACCAUUCUUUCGCUAAAUGUUUAUUACUGCUCACUAUGCACUAUGAAUACCCCGUAAUUAUCCCGAGGAUAUGCCCGGACACUGCCACACGAGUCGUGUACAUGGUAGUAUGCCCCGUAGCUAGCGGAAUAAUGCAAGUCACCACCAAAGUAGCAAUGAUACACGUGAGCUGCAGGUGUUCAAUAGUGCUG
Messenger RNA from Aspergillus ruber CBS 135680, 1008 nucleotides. Its product is annotated as RlpA-like double-psi beta-barrel domain-containing protein. NCBI's taxonomy places the organism in Eukaryota, Fungi, Ascomycota, Eurotiomycetes, Eurotiales, Aspergillaceae. The record is from RefSeq and is a predicted model, not a curated record. The transcript has a single exon. Bases 299 to 721 code for a protein of 140 amino acids.